This is a messenger RNA of Lepus europaeus (European hare), 1643 nucleotides long. Its product is annotated as bcl-2-like protein 13. Gene Ontology annotation, cellular component: mitochondrion. The coding region runs from base 39 to 1433 and encodes 464 amino acids. The record is from RefSeq and is a predicted model, not a curated record. Gene Ontology annotation, biological process: regulation of apoptotic process; apoptotic process. NCBI's taxonomy places the organism in Eukaryota, Metazoa, Chordata, Mammalia, Lagomorpha, Leporidae. The transcript has 3 exons.
UGUCAGUAGACCCAAUUGGAGCUCUACCAGUCAGUUCAAUGGCGUCCUCUACUGCUGUGCCUGCAGGAUUCCACUAUGAAACAAAGUACGUUGUUCUUAGCUACUUGGGACUCUCUCAGGAAAAGCUGCAAGAGCAACAUCUUUCUUGCCCCCAAGGGAUUCAACUAGAUGUAGCUUCACAAUCUCCGGAUCAAGAAGUUUUAUUAAAAGUUAAAUCUGAAAUUGAAGAAGAGCUAAAAUCCCUGGACAAAGAAAUUUCUGAAGCCUUCACCAGCACUGGCUUUGACCGUCACACUCCUCCAGUUUUUAGCCCUGCUAACCCAGAAAGCUCCAUCGAAGACUGCCUGGCCCAUCUUGGAGACAAAGUGUCACAGGAACUGAAAGAACCUCUGCAUACAGCACUGCAGGUGCUCCUCAGCCAGCCAGUGACAUAUCAGGCAUAUCGUGAGUGUACGCUGGAGACUGCAGUUCAUGCCAGCGGGAAUAAGAUUUGGGUGCCUCUGGUUUUGCUCCGAGAAAUGCUUUUCGAAUUGACAAGACGAGGUCAGGAGCCUUUGAGUGCACCGCUGCAGUUUGGCGUGACAUAUCCGGAGGACUACGCAGCAGAGUACAUCGUUCAGCAAGGUGGCUGGGGCACUGUAUUUAAUCUUGAGUCUGAGGAGGAGGAAUAUCCUGGAGUUAUUGCAGAGGACAGCAAUGACAUUUACAUCUUGCCCAGUGACAACUCUGCACAAGUCAGUCCCCCAGAGUCUCCAACUGUGACCACUUCGUGGCAGUCGGAGAGCUUACCUGCCUCCCUGUUGGCCAGCCAGAGUUGGCACAUGGAAAGCCUGCCAGUGUCCCUAGGUGCUGAGUCCUGGCAGCAGAUAGCCAUGGAUCCUGAAGAAGUCAAGAGCUUAGACAGCAAUGGAGCUGGCGAGAAGAGCGAGAACAACUCUUCGAAUUCUGACAUUGUGCAUGUGGAGAGAGAAGAAAUACCUGAGGGUGUGGAAGAGGGCGCUGUGGCUCCUGUGCCGCCCAGGGAGCUGCAUGAGGCCUUCCCUACAGCUCCAGCUCCCUUGCUCCCACAUAUCAAUGCCACUUCCUUUCUGGAGACCAGGGAAUCUGGCCCAGAGAUGACUGCAGUAGAGGAAGCCAGCCCUGCCACAUCUUUGUUUGUAGAACUUGAUGAAGAAGAAGUGAAAGCAGCAGCAGUGGAACCUCCUGAAGUAGAGCAGGUGGUGACCCCUGCACUGAAAUCUGCAUCAACACCGCAGAGAGGAGAGGAGUCACAUGUGAGCAAAGAGAGCCUUCCAGAAGAGCCCUCCCCCACUGGAGGUGCAAAGGCCGUCCCACUGUGUGAGGGCAAGUUCAUCCUGCUGUUUGGAGGGGCUGCUGCUGCUGCUAUCCUGGCAGUGGCUGUUGGGGUGGCAUUGGCUCUGCGGAAGAAAUAGAUUCUCCAAAAGAGGAAGAAGACGCUGUGUUUGCUGGAUUUGAACUGCCAGCAGCUGAAUGGGUGUUUGUGGAACACUUGGGGAUAAUUGGGGUUUUCUGCUCAACAUGGCAGCGGGUUGAUCCACACAGUAGGGCUUGAGGUCGAGGGUGUUCAUGGUCAUCUGUGAAUUCCAAGGGCCUUGUCUCAUGUUAGAUUCAGAAUUACAGAA